AUGGAGAGAAUAUGUAUUUCACCUGAGGGUGAAUUUACAGAUGAAUAUGGAAAUGUUAUACAACUAAGAGGUGUUAACCUUGACCCAAGUAAUAAGCUUCCUAAUUACCCCCUAAUAACAACCAAUACACCUUUAGAGGAGGAAUUUUGGGACGAUGCUAAGAAUGUAUCAUUUGCUAAUCCUAAUUUAAACAUAAAAGAGGCAGAAGAGCAUAUCAAACGACUAAGACUACUUGGGUAUAACUGUAUUCGGUACUGUUUUACAUGGGAGGCCUUGGAACAUGGCGGGCCUGGGAUUUAUGAUGAAGAGUACUUGAAGUACACUGUGGAGUUUUUGCGGGUUAUUCGUAAAGUGGGGGGCAUAUAUGUGUAUUUUGAUCCUCAUCAAGAUACGUGGUCCCGUUUCUCAGGUGGGUCUGGUGCACCAUUAUGGACGUUUCACUGCGCUGGUUUGCAGCCAAAGCGAUUCCAAAUUACAGAUGCAGCUGUGCUACACAAUCAUUAUUUUGAUAUGAAGUCUAAGAAGGAGUUCAUGGAAUACCCAAAAAUGAUUUGGACUACGAACUACUUCCGGCUAGCAGCUCAAACCAUGUUCACUGUAUUUUUUGGCGGGAAAGCCUUUGCACCAAAGUGCAUUAUUAAUGGUGUUAAUAUCCAAGAUUUCCUUCAAGAGAGGUUUUUUGCUGCGGUAAUGACUUUCUACCAAUAUAUCCGGGAUAAUGCUCCGGAAUUGUUUGAGGAAAAUUAUAUUUUAGGCUUAGAGACGUUGAAUGAGCCAAGCUGUGGAUAUAUCAGCUUUAAAAAUCUAAACCAACACUGGAAGGACCAUAAUCUUCGCCGAGGCACAACGCCUACUAGCUUUCAAUCUUUCCAAUUGGGGGAGGGGCUUGCUUGUAGCGUCGAUUCUUUCGAAUUUACUGUAUUCGGGGCUAAAAAGAUGGGCAAGACCAGAAUUGAUCCCAAAGGGCAAUCAGCAUGGCUAACCGCAGAAGAAAGAAAGAGAUUAGACGAGGAAUAUGGCUGGCAACGAGAUAUAGAUUGGUCUCCGGGCUGCAUUUGGAAAUUGCAUAAUGUAUGGGGUUAUGACCCAAUUAAAAAAUAUGCUCAGCUCUACGCAUCAGAUUACUUUACCCAAGUACCAGGCACAGAGAAGGAGGUUAACAUUGAACUUUUUGUAAACAACUAUUUUACUGAAUUUUUGAUCAAGUAUAGAUCUGAAUUUAGGAAAAUUGAUAGUGAAAGAUUUUUAUUCAUAGAACCGCCGCUUUUACACAAGCCACCUUAUCUAAGAGGCUCCGAGUUGAUGGAUGGCAAGACGGUGUAUGCUUGUCAUUAUUAUGAUGGUAUGACAAUGACUUUCAAAUCAUGGAAUAAAAAGUUUAAUAUUGACACCUUUGGUUUUAUGCGUGGCGCUUAUCUAAAUCCAAUAUUCGGCAUGGUUUUUGGAGAAUUGAACAUUCGAAGAUGCCUCAGGAGGCAAUUCAAGCAAAUCAAGCACGAAGGUAGAGAAUACUUUGGUGAUAACGUUCCGAUUUUCUUCACAGAAACUGGAAUGCCGUAUGAUCUCGAAGACAAGAAGGCUUACCAAAAUGGUGAUUAUUCGUCCCAAAUUAGUGCAAAUGAUGCUUUGGGUUAUGCUAUAGAGGGAAACAACAUUUCGUAUUCAAUAUGGUGUUAUAAUCCUAACAAUUGCCACGAAUGGGGGGACAAUUGGAAUAGAGAAGAUUUUUCAAUUUGGUGUGCUGAGGACGCAGUUAGACCCACCAAAAACGUGGUAUUUUCUUCUACCACUAACAUAGAGACUCCUCCUUCCACAGUGGCCACAACAACACCCUCAGCCGAAAUGUCUGAGGGCAGUACGCCUGUUGAUGAACUCCCAAGUUUAGAUUAUAGUGGUUUCCGUGCGUUGGAUGCGAUUCUCAGACCAUUUCCAAUAAAGAUAAAUGGUACUUUCAGAAAUGCAGAAUUCAGCCUUGAAACGAAGAAAUAUCUCUUGGAAAUUAAUUCACAUGAUAAACCUGAACGUUGCACAAUCGUUUUCCUACCUCGUUACCAUUUCCCCAUAGAAUCUACGAUAGUUAAAACGUCAUCUGGUUCCUAUGAAUACGACACUGAUCAGCAAAUCAUAAAAUGGUGCCAUGAGAAGGGUAACCAAUACCUAGCUGUUGAACACAAACUGGAAACAAGCAGUCCAUCCUACCGCAGUAGUGGUUGUUCGGUAAUGUAG
Molecule: messenger RNA, 2226 nt
Organism: Eremothecium cymbalariae DBVPG#7215
Lineage: Eukaryota; Fungi; Ascomycota; Saccharomycetes; Saccharomycetales; Saccharomycetaceae
Gene: EGH1
Product: hydrolase
Exons: 1
Coding region: 1-2226 (741 amino acids)
Biological process (GO): carbohydrate metabolic process; ergosteryl 3-beta-D-glucoside catabolic process
Molecular function (GO): steryl-beta-glucosidase activity
Source: RefSeq, a predicted model, not a curated record